AGUCAGCGCUGUUCGUAAGGCGCCUCUUUCGACUCUACAACGUUGCGGCGGCUUUAUUUUGUUCGGAAUCGCAAUGUCUGAAAAAGCCAGCUGUGAAUAUGGCACACCUAAGUAUUACGCGCUUUGUGGUCUCGGUGGAGUUCUAAGCUGUGGUCUCACACACACUGGAGUAGUCCCAUUGGAUCUGGUUAAGUGUCGUUUGCAAGUUGACCGAGCUAAAUAUAAAAAUAUUUCUCAUGGAUUUAAAAUCACCAUUGCCGAAGAAGGCAUACGAGGUUUAGGAAAGGGUUGGGCACCAACGUUUUUUGGGUACUCUCUUCAAGGACUGGGAAAGUUUGGGUUUUAUGAAGUGUUCAAACACAUAUACAACGGUCUCCUAUCUGAAGAAGACGCGUAUUUAUGGAGAACAUCUGUGUACCUGGCGGCCAGCGCCAGUGCAGAAUUUUUUGCUGAUAUUAUGCUUUGCCCCAUGGAAGCUGUGAAAGUACGAAUACAAACAAUGCCGGGUUGGGCUAGUACACUCAGAGAAGGUGUACCAAAAAUGUACAGAAAUGAAGGCCUUGUUGGAUUCUACAAGGGACUUCCUCCUCUAUGGGGACGACAAAUCCCGUACACAAUGAUGAAGUUCGCUUGCUUCGAACGCACUGUGGAAGCAUUGUACAAGCAUGUUGUACCAAAACCACGCGAAAAAUGUUCAAAAAGUGAACAGUUAGUUGUAACUUUUGCAGCGGGUUACAUCGCGGGUGUAUUUUGUGCUAUUGUAUCUCAUCCUCCUGACACAAUAGUGUCGAAAUUAAAUAAGGAUCCAAAUGCACGCUUGGUGGAAGUUGCCAAAAAUUUGGGACUAAUGGGUAUGUGGAGCGGAUUGGGUCCUCGUAUAAUCAUGAUUGGAACAUUAACAGCCUUACAAUGGUUCAUUUAUGAUGGCUUUAAAGUAGCUAUGCAGUUGCCGCGUCCCCCACCUCCAUCUAUGCCGGAAUCAUUGAAGCAAGCGCAUUGAUAUAGUCUACCAAAUGUAUACAACGCUCCAUAUUUUAUCCUAGUCCUGUCUAACACUUAUUUACAUGAAAGACCUAGUUUGUAGAUCUGAAAAUAUCGAAUAUAGUAUAUUUGAAAUAAUUUUUCAUGGAAAUCUAGUGUUUAUAUACAAUUAAAAGAAAGAUUGUUGAAUCUGAGUACCAGUUCGAA
This is a messenger RNA of Schistosoma margrebowiei, 1188 nucleotides long. The record is from the annotation of a GenBank genome assembly. NCBI's taxonomy places the organism in Eukaryota, Metazoa, Platyhelminthes, Trematoda, Strigeidida, Schistosomatidae.